Uloborus diversus is the source of this 1915-nucleotide messenger RNA. Its product is annotated as nucleoporin NDC1-like. Gene Ontology annotation, biological process: nuclear pore organization. The record is from RefSeq and is a predicted model, not a curated record. Gene Ontology annotation, molecular function: protein-macromolecule adaptor activity. Gene Ontology annotation, cellular component: nuclear pore transmembrane ring. The coding region runs from base 114 to 1727 and encodes 537 amino acids. The transcript has 16 exons. Lineage: Eukaryota; Metazoa; Arthropoda; Arachnida; Araneae; Uloboridae.
CGAGGUUUUCGCGCUGUUGUUGUUUUGAGUGAAUAAAAAAUGAAUAUAUAAAUUCAAGAACUUCAUUUCUGUUAAAUUGUCUUUGUCACAGCUGUAAUUGCUAUAAACGAACGAUGUGGUUCAAACAGGAAGUUUUGUAUCCCAGACUUACAAGGAGUUUGCUUUGGAUGGUUUUUCUGCAAGAAGUUUACCUUGUUGUUUUCCUCUUCUUGGUGAAAUUUUCUUUUUGGAAUCCACUUUCUAGUGUUCUAGAUUGGGUUUUGCAUGUGUUUCAUUGGAAAAUAAUGCUAUACCAGGUUUUUCUAUGUCUGUCCACUGUUGUAUUUGGUCUCUUGAACAUGCACUUUUAUGCUGUUGAAAAGUUUGUUUGCUCCACAAGAUUUGAAAUCAUUUGCAAAUCAUUGAGCCCUCAUUAUCUGAAGCAUAUUCUCAUUACUACUAUAUUAGGAGGAGUUAUAGCAUAUUGCUGUACAGGAUUGUUUUACAAUAAUGAUGAAGAGUCAAGAACGUAUGCCGAAUAUUUCUUAACUCUUGAAGAUGGCAGUUACUGUUUCUUUGUUGUUGGUUAUGGCUGCUAUACUGGAAUUAUGUUUAGCUUGAAGUAUUUCAUUUGUAACUCGUUUUUAGUCAAAUUUACAUUAGAGCAGGAUGUAAAAAUGAAUAAUGUGAGGCGACAAAUUUGGGAUGUAUCAAAAGAUGCAUUUACAUAUGUGCUAAAAGGAACUCAUUGGUAUUAUAUAUUAUUUCUCAUUCUAGGAUUCAUGUUCAAUAACUCCGCUUCAUCACUUACCGGAGCCUUCAGAAGUAAUGAAGGUUGGAUCUAUGGACUGGUUAGUUUAAAAUUACUAUCAGUUGUAAUCAUUUCUGGAGCAGUAAUUUUCUUCAACUUCAGUUUAUACCUAUGCAUAUUCAAUACAUUUGUUUCUCAGCCCUAUACUUUUCCAAUUGAAGUACCACUAAAGGGUAACAAAGAAAAGGUUCUGUCUAAAGCUUUAUGCUCGGAACUUCAGUUAUUAAAGUACCUAGCCGUAUUGGAUUUGAGAACUUUAGCACAGCAUAAUUUACCAAGAAGGCAACAAAUAUUUUCAAUUAGUCAACCUGGUGGUCAUCCUCAUAACUGGAAAAGCAUAACAGAUAUCUGUAUAAAAUCAUUACAAGCAUUUAUUCAGCAGUUGCAGGAAUAUUCUAUGAUGACAUGUAAUCCCAAAGCAAUUUCAGAAAAAGAAACUCUAAAAUUGAAACAAAUCCCAACGAAAUUUGAAAAAAAAUCUCCAGAUCUUUCUGAAAAGAUUUUUAUGUUCAUCCGUGAAAGACCUAUUAUAUCCUAUUUUUUUGAUGAAUUUCCAAAUGCAAAAUUAAUGAAGUUGUUUGCAUCUUCUCAACCCUCCAUAUGGAUGAUAGAAGCUCUUGGGUUUCUUGUGUCUGCUUCAUAUAAUGAAGACAAAUUUGGAGUUAUCCAGUCAUCUUUAGAACAAAUCAUUUGUCUGCUACUGGAUAUUAAAAUGGCUGAGGAGAAAAUGCCUGUCGGUUUAGUUGGAAUUAAUACAUAUGUUAAGGAUCCCCAAGGUCGUUACGAACAUAUACAUCAAAGAUUGUCUUUAAGAACAUCUACAAACACUGCCUUGUAUAGAAUAGCAGCUACUUUCAAAAAUGAUAUAAAUGGCAUCUAUCUUCCUCAAGAAUAUCGCAAAUAUUUUGAACGAUAUCUAAAGCAAAGCAGUAGCUGAAUUUUUCCAACCUAAGCCAAAAACCAUUUCUUGUACAUAACAAUACUGAACUUCCAUUUUAUUUUUUCAGUUGCUACCCUAUUGUAAAAUAUUGUACAGUUUUUCAGUGUUUCAAAAGUCUUAAAUAUUUAUCGGUAUCGACAAUGUGUGUUUACAUUUUAAUUAAAAAAAUGUAAAUGGCUAUAAUU